Messenger RNA from Cuscuta epithymum, 779 nucleotides. Lineage: Eukaryota; Viridiplantae; Streptophyta; Magnoliopsida; Solanales; Convolvulaceae. The record is from the annotation of a GenBank genome assembly.
AAAAAGAAAAAAAAAUGUUUCGUACAGGUCAAUUUGACAGAGGAGUAAUUUGCAAUUACUGCAAGAAGUCCGGACACUUGCUCAAAGAUUGUAGAAAGUUGGCAUUCAAAAAUCAAGGAAAUUUGAUUGCUCAUGUUGCUUCCGCUACCACCUCAUCUGAUGGAUCAGUUGCUAUUUCUUCGGAUGAAUAUGCCAAAUUUAUUUGCUACCAAGAAUCUCUAAAGCAUUCAUCCGUCCCUAUCUCGGUAGCCGCGAAUUCAGGAUCUGUUAACGAAGCAGACUAUUGGUAAAGGACAUGAGUCAGCUGGUCUUUAUAUUUUGGAUACAUCAAUCACAAAAGGUAUCUCUUGUCUUGGGGUUGGGACUUUGUUAGAUGCUCAUUACCGAUUAGGACAUCCAUCUCUCCCAUUAAUGAAGCAAAUAAAUCCCCAAUUUAAUAAGAUGACCUCUUUACAAUGUGAGUCAUGUCAAUUUGCGAAACACCAUCGUACUAGCUUGAGCCCUCGAGUUAAUAAACGAGCAAAUGCUCCAUUUGACCUUGUUCACUCUGAUGUUUGGGGUGCUUGCCCGGUUGUGUCUAAAGCUGGUUUUAAAUAUUUUGUUACCUUUGUUGAUGACUAUUCUCGUAUGACAUGGUUGUAUUUCAUGAAACGUCGAUCUGAGUUGUUCACUCAUUUUUCUUCCUUUUAUGCUGAAAUUAAAACUCAGUUUAACGUUCCUGUUCGGGUGUUAAGAGGAGACAAUGCCCAAGAAUAUCUAUCUGCUACAUUUAAGUCAUU